Messenger RNA from Pelmatolapia mariae (spotted tilapia), 1422 nucleotides. Its product is annotated as general transcription factor II-I repeat domain-containing protein 2-like. Bases 1 to 1422 code for a protein of 473 amino acids. The record is from RefSeq and is a predicted model, not a curated record. Lineage: Eukaryota; Metazoa; Chordata; Actinopteri; Cichliformes; Cichlidae. The transcript has a single exon.
AUGUUCACGGACAAACGGCAGCUAUUUUCAAACGUGAGCCUGAGCAGAAACAUCGUUGCUCAACGUGUAGACCAGCUGUCCUCCAAUCUAAAAGAACAGCUUGUGGAAAAGGGAAAAGAUUUCAUUGCAUAUUCUCUUGGUAUGGACGAGAGCACUGACACAACUGACAUUGCCCAGUUGUCAAUUUUCAUUUGUGGAGUGGACUCCAGCCUGACCGUAACAGAAGAGUUUUUGGCGUUACGUCCGAUGCAUGGCACGACUACAGGACAAGAUCUGUAUGAAGAGGUAUCCAGAUGUGUAAAUGAGAUGGGACUGCCUUGGGAAAAACUCGUGGGAUUGACAUCAGAUGGAGAACCUGCGAUGUGUGGACACAGGAGUGAAUUGGUGGCAAGGAUACGUGAGAGGAUGCAGGAUGAAAAUGUCACAGAGGAGCUGACAGCUUAUCACUGCAUAAUACACCAGGAGUCCUUAUGUGGCAAAGCCUUGAAAAUGGAACAUGUAAUGACCAUCAUAACGCGUGCAGUUAACUUCAUCAGAGCCAAAGGUUUAAAUCACCGCCAGUUCAAGGCAUUUCUGGAAGAGUAUGGUGACUUGCCCUAUCACACAAAUGUGCAAUGGCUAAGCCAGGGAAAGGUGCUGCAAAGAUGUUUCGAGCUUCGUGAGGAGAUCUGUCUGUUCAUGGAAAGCAAAGAGAAUGACACAACAGAGCUUCGAGAUGAAACAUUUAUGUGUGAAAUGGCGUUUCUGUGCGACAUCACAAGCCAUCUGAAUGUGAUGAUCCUGCAACUGCAGGGACGGGGGCGUGUCAUCUCUGAUCUGUACAGUACGGUGAAGGCGUUCAAAACCAAGCUGAGUCUGUGGCAGACGCAGAUGCAGAAAGAAAACUUGAGCCACUUCCCCAGCUGCCAGACCAUGAAAGAGAAGCUCUCUACUGCUUUGUUCCCAAGUGCACAGUUUGCCGAUAAACUCAACAUACUUGCCGCCGAGUUCCGACGCCGAUUUGCUGACUUUGAAGCUCAAAAAAACAGGUUUGAACUACUUGCCAAUGCUUUUGGAGUUGAUGUGGAAAGCGCACCAGCAAACCUCCAAAUGGAGUUGAUUGAGCUCCAGUGCAAUGACACACUGAGGGAAAAAUAUGAGAGAUUGGGUGCCACUGAGUUUGCACGUUUCAUCCCCGACACAAUGCCUCAGCUGCGCAUCCAAGCUGCUCAGACGAUCUCCAUGUUUGGCAGCACAUACCUGUGUGAACAAUUGUUCUCUUUGAUGAAGCUAAGCAAAACAUCACACCGGAGCCGUCUUACUGAUAAACACCUUGACUCAAUCCUGAGGACUUCCUCAGCUCAGAACCUGACCCCGAGCAUUGAUGAACUCGUACAAAAGAUGAGACACCACCAAGUAUCAGGCUCAGUCUCAGACAAGUGA